This is a messenger RNA of Prionailurus viverrinus (fishing cat), 2494 nucleotides long. It is a transcript of the gene ASPG, whose product is annotated as asparaginase. NCBI's taxonomy places the organism in Eukaryota, Metazoa, Chordata, Mammalia, Carnivora, Felidae. The record is from RefSeq and is a predicted model, not a curated record. Bases 264 to 2429 code for a protein of 721 amino acids. Gene Ontology annotation, molecular function: asparaginase activity; protein binding. The transcript has 18 exons.
UGGGGAGAGAAGAGUGAAUUUUCAAAACCCUGGGGGAGGCCGACUUGAGGACGCGUUACUGACUGGGAGUGGAAGAGGUGUGGAUACACACAGAGGCAGAGGGACACCCUCGAUUGGAGCAGAGGCCUCAGGAAACCCGGAGGAAUGCCUUGAUCCCGGACCUCAGCCUCCAGGACGGCACAGCCCUCUCCUGCUACCCUGGGUGCGCCUGCCGCCGUCCCUUGGUGCCCUCAGUCCCCUUGGUUCUUUGGUCCCCGGUAGGCAUGUCGCGUGCGGUGGAGCCUGAGCGGAGGCUCCUGGCCAUCUACACCGGCGGCACUAUCGGCAUGCGGAUCGAGCGCGGCGUGCUCGUCCCUGGGAGGGGCCUGGCCGCUGCCUUGAGGACGCUGCCCAUGUUCCAUGAUGAGGACCACGCCCGGGCCCUUGGCCUCCCGGAGGACACCCUGGUGCUGCCGCCCGCCAGCCCUGACCAGAGGGUCAUCUACACGGUACUGGAGUGCCAGCCCCUCUUCGACUCCAGUGACAUGACUAUCACCGAGUGGGUUCAGAUUGCCCAGACCAUCGAGAGACACUAUGGGCAGUACCACGGGUUCGUGGUCAUCCACGGCACUGACACCAUGGCCUUCGCGGCCUCCGUGCUGUCCUUCGUGCUGGAGAACCUGCAGAAAACCGUCAUCCUAACUGGUGCCCAGGUGCCCAUCCACGCCCUAUGGAAUGAUGGCCGUGAGAACCUGCUGGGGGCCCUGCUCAUGGCCGGCCAGUACGUGAUCCCCGAGGUCUGCCUGUUCUUCCAGAAUCAGCUGUUUCGGGGCAACCGAGUGACCAAGGUGGACUCGCGCAGGUUUGCGGCCUUCUGCUCCCCCAACCUGCCCCCUCUGGCCGUUGUGGGAGCUGACGUCAUACUCAACCGGGAGCUGGUGCGGAAGGUCCGAGGGAAGGAGCGGCUGGUGGUGCACAGCAGCGUGGAGCGUGACGUGGGGCUGCUGCGUCUCUACCCCGGGAUCCCCGCUGCCCUGGUUCGGGCCUUCCUGCAGCCCCCCCUGAGGGGCGUCGUCAUGGAGACGUUCGGCUGCGGGAACGGGCCCACCAAGCCGGACCUGCUGCGGGAGUUCCGGGCCGCCACCGAGCGAGGGCUUCUCAUCGUCAACUGCACACACUGCCUUCAGGGCACCGUGACCUCUGGCUACGCAGCCGGCAUGGCCGUGGCGGGAGCUGGCAUCGUCUCGGGCUUUGACAUGACGUCGGAAGCUGCCAUGGCCAAGCUGUCCUACGUGCUGGGCCAGCCGGGGCUGAGCCUGGACAGCAGGAAACAGCUGCUGGCCAGGGACCUCCGGGGGGAGGUGACGCUGCCCGCGGGGGACGAGCACCAGCCCUCGCUGACUUGUAGCACACUGGGCCGGGGGGUCGCCCAGCUCCUCAGUCUGAGCCAGGAGGCCGAUGCCGUGCGGGAAGCUCUGACGCCUGGCCUGGCCUGUGCUGCGGCCCAUGCGGGCGACCUGGACGUGCUGCAGGCACUUGUGGAGCUGGGCAGUGACCUGAGCCAAGAGAACUUUAACGGUCAGACCCCUCUGCACGCGGCUGCCCGGGGAGGCCACCCCGAGGUGGUCACCAUGCUGCUGCAGAGAGGGGUGGGUGUGAGCGCCCGGGAUGAGGACGGACUGAGCCCGCUGCUGCUGGCGGUGAAGGGCAGGCAUCAGGGUAUCAUUGGGCUACUGCGGGCAGCUGGGGCCUGCCUGUCCCCCCAGGAGCUAGAGGACGCAGGGACCGAGCUGUGCAGGCUGGCUUCCAGGGCGGACCUCGAAGGCCUGCAGUCAUGGUGGCGGGCGGGGGCUGACCUGGCUUGCCCAGGCUAUGACGGGCGCAGUGCCCUGCUUGUUGACCGAAGGCUCCCCGCUGGACUGUGGCCCCCUGUGUCUGAGGGCCAGUCCUGGGGACCGAGCCAGAGGAAGCUGAGGCCACUCUGUGACGCACCCUACCAGAGCACCGGAGGGCCCCGGCCAUGGCCAAGAGGUUCCUGGAGCCUGGAGGGGACCUCAGACCCCUCUACUGCGUGUCCUGCCCACCCUGCCCCACCCCACUGGGCGGGGGGCUCCCACCUGCCUCCUACCUCACACCCCAUCCCCCCACUCCGUCAUCUGGCCCUCCAGAAGACUCUCAAGUCUGGCUGGGUUUGCUCAGGUCCUUGGGUCCCUCCCUGGGAAAGGACUUGUCUGUCUGUCCCGCCCCCACACACCGCCUGUGCCCAGGGAAGAGAUCUCAAGAGACCUCCGGUUUUCAGGCAGUGCUGCCUGGUGUCUAACCUGAAGCUGCCUUGCUGCGGAACAAGCCAUUCCUUCCUGUUGUGGCCUGCUGGAGGGAUGCCACCCCACGACUCUGUGACGUACCCCCACUGCUGGGACUCUCCCCACUCUGUUUUGCACACAACCUAAAGGUCUCGGUCGGGCAGAGCAGCAAUAAAGUCUCUCUGGGGACCUCCCUCGGUCCCCAGACCCCA